Molecule: messenger RNA, 1332 nt
Organism: Nelumbo nucifera (sacred lotus)
Lineage: Eukaryota; Viridiplantae; Streptophyta; Magnoliopsida; Proteales; Nelumbonaceae
Product: putative indole-3-pyruvate monooxygenase YUCCA10
Molecular function (GO): monooxygenase activity; NADP binding; flavin adenine dinucleotide binding
Source: RefSeq, a predicted model, not a curated record
GAGUSUAUUGCACGGCAAGUCACCCAAGACUUCCUAGUCCCUACCCAAAAGCCGACAGACCAACGAAGUGAUAUGCUGUAAUUUGUUUAUUGGGAAAAAAGAAGAAGAAAAAAAAUGAGGGAAGAAGUAGUAAUCGUUGUGGGUGCCGGACCGGCGGGACUGGCAACCUCAGCGUGCCUGAACCUCCACUCAGUCCCGAACAUAGUUCUGGAAAGGGAAGACUGUGUAGGUUCGCUAUUCAGGAACAAGUCUUACGAUUGCCUCCACAUUCACCUGCCCAAGCAAUACUGCGAGCUCCCCCACAUGUCAUUUCCUUCCAAUUCGCCCAUGUAUGUACCCAGGAGCGAUUUCAUCCGUUACUUGGACGACUACGCCUCUCGUUUCAAGGUGAAUCCAGUCUACCAUCGAUCCGUCGAGUCGGCCACCUUCGACCAAGCGACCCAGAAAUGGCACGUCAAGGCCAGGAAUACAGUCUCCGGCGAGACGGAGGACUACGUUUCUAGGUUUCUGGUGGUGGCGACCGGCGAGAAUUCCGACCCCUUUGUCCCGGAGAUUGAAGGGUUGGACACGUUCAAAGGAGAGCUGCUUCAUUCUACCAAAUAUAAAUCUGGGGCGAAGUUCAGCGGCAAGAGUGUUUUGGUCGUUGGUUCUGGGAACUCCGGCAUGGAAAUCGCUUUCGAUGCAGCUACUGCUGGUGCCAAGACCUCCAUUAUUGUUAGAAGCCCGCUUCACAUUCUCUCUAAGAACAUGCUGAGCCUGGGGUUGAUCUUAAGUGCGUACCUUCCCGUUGACGCGGUGGAUACAUUAAUUCUCACUCUCUGCAGGUCUCUGUACGGUGACUUGAGCAAGUACGGGCUUCGUCGGCCGGAGGAAGGUCCGUUUUACUGGACGAGGACAUACGGCAAGUAUCCAAAUACCAACGUCGGAGCCGCUCAGAUGAUCAAGUCCGGCAAGAUUCAGGUUUUGCCUUCAAUAGCAAGCAUAAAGGGUGAUGAGGUGAUCUUAACGAAUGGGAAAUUAUACCAGUUCGACGCAAUAAUAUUAGCUACGGGGUUUAAAAGAUCUACAAACAAAUGGCUCAAGGAUGAAGACCACCUACUCAACGAAGAUGGGUUUGCGGAUGGAAGCAAAAAUCCUAAUUAUUGGAAGGGAAAAAAGGGUUUGUAUUGUGCUGGACUGGCAAAAAAGGGAUUAUAUGGAUGUGGUUUUGAUGCUCAGAAAAUAGCUAAUGACAUAAAGUCAUUCUUAUAAAGCCCAGCUUCUAAGAACCAUGCUUGUAGAUGAUCAAUUAUAUUUAUCAAAUUGCAAAAUCAGGGUCGAGUUAGCAUGGCA